This is a messenger RNA of Thunnus maccoyii (southern bluefin tuna), 3371 nucleotides long. Its product is annotated as glutamate decarboxylase 1. The record is from RefSeq and is a predicted model, not a curated record. The transcript is spliced from 14 exons. Lineage: Eukaryota; Metazoa; Chordata; Actinopteri; Scombriformes; Scombridae. Gene Ontology annotation, biological process: GABA biosynthetic process. Gene Ontology annotation, cellular component: cytoplasm; presynaptic active zone. Gene Ontology annotation, molecular function: glutamate decarboxylase activity; pyridoxal phosphate binding. The coding region runs from base 293 to 1627 and encodes 444 amino acids.
CACCCUAGGGUUCCUGCAGAAGAACAACAGUCUGGAGGAGAAGGGGAGGCUCGCGGGCCAGAAGAACCUGCUCUCGUGCGACAACAGCGACAGGGACGCGCGCUUCCGCCGCACCGAGACCGACUUCUCCAACCUGUUCGCCAGAGACUUGCUGCCAGCCAAAAAUGGAGAAGAACCGACCCUGCAGUUUUUGUUGGAGGUGGUCGACAUCCUCACUAACUACGUCAAGAAGACUUUCGACCGCUCCACCAAGGUGCUGGACUUCCACCACCCUCACCAGCUCCUGGAGGGCAUGGAGGGCUUCAACCUGGAGCUGUCCGACCAGCCCGAGUCCCUGGAGCAGAUCCUGGUGGACUGCAGGGACACGCUCAAAUAUGGCGUCCGGACAGGUCACCCACGCUUCUUCAACCAGUUGUCUUCUGGUCUGGACAUCAUCGGUCUGGCCGGAGAGUGGCUUACUUCCACUGCUAACACCAACAUGUUCACCUAUGAGAUCGCUCCAGUGUUUGUUUUGAUGGAGCAGCUGACUCUGAAGAAAAUGAGAGAGAUGAUUGGCUGGCCUGGUGGAGAGGGAGAUGGCCUCUUCUCACCAGGGGGCGCUAUCUCCAACAUGUACAGUGUGAUGAUCGCACGUUACAAAUAUUUCCCUGAGGUCAAGACCAAGGGCAUGUCUGCCGCUCCCCGCCUUGUCCUUUUCACAUCUGAACAUAGCCACUACUCCAUAAAGAAGGCUGGAGCCGCUCUGGGCUUUGGUACUGAUAAUGUGAUUCUGCUAAGCACAGAUGAGAGGGGGAGAGUAAUUCCUGCAGAUCUGGAGGCAAAGAUCAUUGACGCUAAACAGAAGGGUUACGUGCCGUUGUUUGUGAACGCCACAGGUGGCUCAACUGUCUACGGUGCGUUCGAUCCCAUUAAUGAGAUUGCUGACAUCUGUGAGAAGUACAACUUGUGGCUCCACGUUGAUGGAGCGUGGGGUGGUGGACUGCUGAUGUCCAGGAAGCAUCGCCAUAAGCUUAAUGGAAUUGAGAGGGCCAACUCCGUCACAUGGAACCCUCACAAGAUGAUGGGCGUGCCUCUACAGUGCUCUGCAAUCCUGGUCAGAGAGAAGGGAAUCCUGGCAGGCUGUAACUCCAUGUGUGCCGGCUACCUGUUCCAACCAGACAAACAGUACGACGUCACCUACGACACUGGGGACAAAGCCAUCCAGUGUGGCCGUCAUGUUGACAUCUUUAAGUUCUGGCUCAUGUGGAAGGCCAAGGGCACCAUUGGGUUUGAGCAGCACAUUGACAAGUGCUUGGAUCUGUCUCAGUACCUGUACAACAAGAUCAAGAACAGGGAGGGAUAUCAGAUGGUGUUUGAUGGAGUGCCCCAGCACACCAACGUUUGCUUCUGGUACGUCCCACCCAGCCUGAGAGGCAUGCCAGAUGGUGAUGAGCGGAGAGAAAAACUCCACAGGGUGGCACCAAAGAUCAAGGCCAUGAUGAUGGAGUCAGGCUCCACCAUGGUGGGCUACCAGCCUCAGGGUAAUAAAGUCAACUUCUUCCGUAUGGUCAUCUCCAACCCCGCGGCCACCCAGUCUGACAUCGACUUCCUCAUUGAUGAGAUUGAGAGGCUGGGUAAUGACCUGUAGACCUCUCAGCCAUCGCUGCUCUUCAGAGCUGCACUUAUGCUCUUUUAUCUAUUGUAUUUUUAAGGCAAAUGCCAAUGAGGUGAAACAUUCACAGUGCUGCAGACAGAGUCAUGAAAGGACACGUUUUCUAUCUGGUCUACCUUCGCCUGCAGCAUUCUGACUGUUCCCCCAACUGAAGAGAAACUAGCAAUGAGAGAGACUUCAAGUUUUCUUACUUGUUCUGUCCCACAUUGUUCCUCCUCUAGACAAAAUAUAUAGAAGUAUCUGAAGGCUCCAGGUACAACAACCACACUCUAAUGUAUGUGUGUGCUGUGAAAUCUCGUAAUGUGUGUGUGUAAUCUAGUUUCUUGUCCGAUGUAGUUUGUCUCUCAGUGUCUGCCUGUCUGUGCCUGAAUGUGUGUGUGAGAAUGUGAUCAAACACUGAAAGGGAGAAAAAGCACAGAUCAAAAUAUAACAAAGUAUCAUGAAAUUAUUCCUCUGUAUCAUACGUUUACUACACAAAAUUGAAUCACUGGUGCUUUCGGCUGUACAUACAGUAUAUUUAAUCUCGGUGCACCGACCUAUUUGUCCUAAAGCAGUGUCCAAUUCCCCGAAGCAGUGUGUGUGCAGGUGUGCAUGUGGCACACUGAGUGUACCCUGUCAUGUAUUUUAGGCUAGCACUGUGUUAAAAAUAAGCUUAUUAUGACCUAAUGUGCACACCGUAGAUACCAAGUGUGUAAAGCUGAGAGGAUUUAGAUGAGCAACUGAUUUACAGUCUGCAAAUAUUUUCCCUCGUAGAGGUUUUAAGAUUAAGAUUUAAAAUGUCUACAGCUAUCCCAAGUCUGUGACGACUUUGAACUAGUAAAACGCUGGCUCGUUGUCUGUUUCAUGCAAUCAUGUUAUACCCAUAUGUGUUUAUAACAUAGUUCAAAUACUAAUAUUUGAUUAUAUAAAAACAAAUAUUUAUUGCAUUUCCACUGUUUGCAGAUUCAGGUAUUUUACUGUAAAUGUAUCUUUAUGUGUAUUACAUGGUAAUACAUUUGUAAAUGUAAUCACAGGAACUUGAGUAAGGUUUAUUUUUAGUGAUUUUGUCAGCCAAAGAAAGAGAACCGGGAACAGAGCAAUCCAUUGUCCUUCAUAUAUAACUUCUUAUAGAUUAUAGGUGUUUGUAAAAUGUUACCUAUUGAGCCUCGACUGCGAUGCAAUUUCUAUAGUGUGUUUCUUUCUGUGAUUGUGAGUCUCUUUGAAUGAAUGUUUUGAGAUGAUUUAUUGGCCUUCUGAUGAGAUUAAGAAUUAAGUCUAUACACUCCUCUGGCAGUCAUGCCGGUCUUUUAUUUUAGCAAGAAGCACAAGGAUGUGAGAAUGUACUCUCCUCUAGAGACUGGGAAGAAAGGAUUGUUGUAUCCGUCUGAAUCCUAAUGCAUUUACUGUAAUAUAGUAUAUUAAUUGUAAUACAUAUUACCUGUAUUCUCAGUGUGAUGGGAGCUCAAUGGAAUAUCUUGUAUAAAGAGUUCCUGUUUGUGUCUUUGCACAAUGUUGACCUUUCUUUCUUCCAUUGUAAAUGGAUGUGUACUAUGGCAGUAUAUAAGAGUUAUGUUAUAAAUAAAGUAUUUAUGGUAACUAGGGACCACUAUGUGAAUGGCACAAUUGCAUAAAUCAUAUUUAAGGUAAUCUGUGUGCUGUAUGUGGCCAAUGACUCCUGUACGUGACCAGUCUGGAUUUUGAUGAAGCCAGCUGUAAGGGAAUGUUUCCCAGGAGGUUUUCA